Messenger RNA from Glossina fuscipes, 829 nucleotides. RefSeq lists its product as uncharacterized. The transcript is spliced from 3 exons. The record is from RefSeq and is a predicted model, not a curated record. The coding region runs from base 14 to 829 and encodes 271 amino acids. Lineage: Eukaryota; Metazoa; Arthropoda; Insecta; Diptera; Glossinidae.
AUCGGCAUAAGAAAUGUAUAUAAGGUCAUGGAAGUGUAAUUUGCUCUUAAUAAGUGUGAUCUUAUAUACUGCAAAAACGUUGUAUGCUGUUAAAUUAAUUCAUAUAAAAGCAUUGGCUAAUGAGACCAUUGUUACUACUGCUUCUAGUAUUAAUUCGGAUAUAAUGUUAAAAAGAAGUAAUGAAUCUCAUAUGAAAGCCGAUGAAAACACGUCAUAUGUACAGUUGCCCUAUGGUGAUGACGAUGACGAUGAGUCAACAUCGUUAAGUACUUGGAAUGUUAUGCGACGAAUAUUGCAUUGGGUUAAAAGUGAUAUAAGCAAAAGUUUAUGGCAUAAUCAAAAUAACAUCUCAUCGAUGGAUGCUCGAGAUCGUCGUACUUUUGGCAAAAUACGACGACUGCAAAUGGCCCUCAUACCGCUUGCGUUUAAAUUUGGUAUUCUCUUUACGAUGGUCGCCUUCUUAGUUAUGUUGGGCAUGAAAACUUUGUUUUUGGUUAAGACUCUGGUCCUAUUAAAUGCUGCCGCUUUGUUGGGUAAAUUUUUAACUUUUAAAUUUCCGCAAACACAAGAGCAUCAUAUAGCGACACCUUAUGCAUAUGGUUGGAAUCCUCAUGCUCAAGCUGACUGGCCUGCACUGGAAUCAUUGCAUCAUGGCAAAGAAAUUCAUCUGCAUAUACAUGGUGCCAAUGUGGACACAGUGCCCCCACAAAUUUCACCUUACUCCGUUAGCGGCGCUACUCAUCGGCCUGGCUGGGAACGGAAAUUGGAAUUAAUUGAUAAAGAAAAUGAGCUGCAAAUUCCAAUAAAUCUCAAACAAAUAUAUAAAUAA